Messenger RNA from Momordica charantia (bitter melon), 4266 nucleotides. Its product is annotated as nucleic acid binding protein. The record is from RefSeq and is a predicted model, not a curated record. Gene Ontology annotation, molecular function: nucleic acid binding; ubiquitin binding. NCBI's taxonomy places the organism in Eukaryota, Viridiplantae, Streptophyta, Magnoliopsida, Cucurbitales, Cucurbitaceae.
AAGGAACUUGAAUUCCUACCCUAACUGUCAUAAAAAAUUAUCAGAGACCGCGCGCGCGUCUUUCUUUCUCGCAGUGGGCCAUGGCCUCGGCGGAGCAGCCUCUGAAGAAGCGCAGGAACUACGGACCCUCAUCAGAAUCGCCGCCACUUCCGCAGUCGGCUCAGCCACCGACACCGCCACCGGAAAUCCUAGCGCCGGACCAGACGUCCGCCGCUCCACCGCCUCCUACUCCACCACAGCUGUCCCACGCGGAAAUCCUCAUCAGAAGGAGGAACAGGGAUGAGAUUAGAAGUGUCUAUGAAUGUUAUAAGCGAAUUAGGUUUUUCCUUUCCCGGAAGGAGAAAGGCGCCCCUACGCCAGAUAUUGAGCAAGCAUAUCUUUCUCUCAUCACUGCUUCCAGGGGAUGCACCAGUGUGAAGCGUAUUGUGGCCGACUUCAUUCCUCGAUAUGCAUCUCAUUGUCCAACUGCCCUUGAAGCUGCAACGAAAGUUAUUAUCAAUAUGCACAAUCAGAGCUUGGAAAUGAUAAAUAAUGGGGAGGAUGUUGAUAAUGUUGCAUUUGAGACGGCGAGGGCUUGUAUUAUUGGUCUAGUUGAGAUUUGUGCUGCUGUAAUAUCUAAGGCACCUACGUCAUCUGUCAUCAGAGGCAUUUGCUUUGCAGUCUUUCAGAAUGUUUUCACCUUCCUUAUGUCAUCUUUUGAGGGUAAAGAUAUCUUUCAGAUUGUAGACAAGGAAGCUCUUAAAAUUCAAGAUUCUACUGAUGUUUUCACUGAGUUAAAGCAGAAAUAUACUGACGAAAAUAUUUUGCCGGUGAUGAAGCUAUCCAAGUUACGUGCUAUCAGUCUCCUCUGGCUAUUCUUUCAUUACCCUAAAAACUUAGCUGCAGCUUGUUUUGAACUUUUCAAUAUGUCUACCGAGGUAGUUCACAAGGAUGGGCUGUAUUUUCUAACUCAGAUUAUACUUGGGCUCGAUGAUGACAUCACCCAUCAGUCGGAUAAAAGAAGUGACAACAGGACAAGCCCCAAAUGCGGCAAGGAUGGGGUUAAGGAGCAAAUUUCAGUUAGUAGCCACUUCUCUGUUGAUGCAUUUUCUGCUUCAAGGAACUGCAUGUUGAGCUUGGUACUUGGAAAAGAUCAAUCAUUUCGACACUGGAUGUUUACUCAGUAUAAGAGGUUCUCUGACUUGCCUUCCUUUAGAGCUUUAACAGAUGUAAAAUCUGCUCUGGAAGGAAUUUUUGAAUCAUUCUCUGAGUUAAUGAACAAUGAAGACAGUCAAGUGAAUAUUGACGAGGAAAUUACUGAUUCCUUGAAGCAUUCUACUCAUAAUUCAUGUGAAAUUUCCAUUGAACUAUCUGAUAAAAAGAGAAAGUUGAGACAUUGUGAUUCCCUUGAAGAUGGUGUCAAUGACAAACAUCGCUCAUCAAUUCCUCUUGAUGGCAAGCACACCACGUGUUCUGAUUUUGAUACUGGUGGCUUAAGACCCAUGGCCUUUGAAGUUCAGGAGCCUGGAGGCUUGCUACAUGGCAGCUUGCCCAAGUCCCAGGAUGCUAGCAAGCAUGAUUAUUUGUCUUUUGCGAAAACAUCAUUAGACCCGGAGGGCAAUUCAUUUGAAUGUACAAAGCAUUCAGGUGAUGUGAAUCAAGUUUCAAAGGCUGACCGCAAAUUUCCUACCCAGAGAGUGUCUACUGGAGAUAUCAAUAGUGAUCUUGUGCCUCCUAGACAUCAAUCAUCAGCAACAUGUAGUUCUACCACUUCUCAGAGUUUGUGGUUUUCUGAUGGAGAUCCAUCAGCCAUGGAGAUCUUCUCUGCUUCUAAACAGCUAUGGGUAGGUAUUUUAGCCCCUGAUGCAUCUGAGGGUCAUAUAAGGUAUCAAUUUGAGAGGUUUGGUUACAUCGAACAUUUUUUCUUCUUUCCAUUAAAAAGAUUUGCAUUAGUGGAGUAUGGUCACAUUAUUGAUGCCAUAAGGGCACGUGAAUAUAUGCGUGGACAAUUUCAAUGGUGUGUAAAAUUCAUGGAUAUUGGUUUAGGUACUAGGGGUUCUACCCACGGGGUUGCAAUCGGUUCUAGUUCUCAUGUUUAUGUUGGAAGUGUUUUGAGCCACUGGUUGAAGGAUGAGAUUCUGCAUGAGACAAGGAAAGUGCUGAACAAGGGUCCAUACAUGGUCUCUGAUCUUAGCAGUGAGGGAGCAUUACUGAUGGAAUUUGAGACUCCUGAAGAAGCUGCAGUUGUAAUGACACAUCUCAGACAACAUCGAAGAGAAAGGAAUAUUCACUGGCCCCCUUCAAAUGCAGGACAGACUAACAUCGCCAUGCCUUAUUUAGAUAUUGGAAGAACUGCUUGUGCCCAUACUCGUGGUAGCAUCAGAAGUAACAAUCCUGCAAACAUGCCAAGUGGUAUGGUUGGGUCACCUCAUGCUCCCAUUGUCCCAGAGAGUCCUAACUUCAGGACAAGAAUGUCAGACCUUUCUUCCUUGCUCUAUACACUACGUGCAAAAUACAACAUCAAUCAAAACUCAAGUUAUUUUGAAAACUACAUAUCUGGAGGUUGCAACACUUCCAUGAGGGAAGAAGACAGAACCCCUACUAGCACUCUCUGGGUUUCUUUCCCGAAUUUUAAUUCUCCUUUUGUCACUGAUGAGGAGUUGAUGAACAUCUGUAGUCUUGCCAUCUCCAAUACUGGGUCUGUUGUCAGGUUGACUCGGGCAAGUGUACAGGUGGGCUGUGGUUGGUUUAUUGAGUGCAGCAGUGUAGAUGCUGCAAUCACUGUCUUGAAGAAUCUCCGUGGUUGUCCUGGAAUUUUCCUUCGAAUAGAAUUCAGUAUACCCGGAAGGUUCCAUACUACACCUUUUCUGAGGAACCACGAUAGUUGUGCUAUGGAGCAUCCAUCUCCUAGAGUAAUACAUGAGAAUCAUCCAAUAGCUCAGCAAGGUGGAUAUUCAUAUCAAUCCAACUGGGCUCCUAGUCAUGCAGAGAUUCCUGAAGUAGGGGUCAGAAAGACUGAUGCUUAUGAAAAAAACCUACUGAUAGAUCAUCCACAAGGUGGACACAUGGUGUCUGGAAGCAUUCCAUGCUUGCCCAUAUCAACAAUGGGGCCUCCCGCUCCACCUCCUCCACCACAGAUUCAGCCACCUCCAUUUGUGCGAUCUCCAUACCCUCCUCCAAAUGGUUCUUGGGAUGCAAGGGGUUUAAAUCAUCCUUUGCCCUUAAAUCCAAUAUCACCAAGUGUUAUGCCUAAUACUUUUCCGGGUAGUUCUGUUGCAUGCCCUCCCUUUUUACCUGCUUCUGUGACACCUCUUGCUCAGAUACAGGGAACUUCAAUGCCGCAGCAUCUAGAUCAUGUUUUUCCCCAUCUGGCUCCACCACUAAUAUCAUCUCUACCACCUCCCCAGCCCGAGAGGCUUCCUCCCAUGCCUCCAUCUCCACCACCUUUGCCUCACUCACAACCACCUAAUAUUCCUCCUCCACCCAGUUCUCCUCCACCUCCACCUCAACCCUUAGCUUCUACAGGAACAAGUGAAGUUGAAAGUUGCAGCCAGCAUAUUCAGUAUCAAUGGCAAGGAGCACUGUGUAAAAGCGGGGUUCAGUACUGUACGAUUUAUGCAAAAAGAGUGGAUUCACAUACUUGCAAAUAUUUGAAUGCUGGUGCAGAACCCAUUGAGUGGCCGGCAAAAUUGGAUAUGACCAAACGCACGGAUUUUAGGCAUGUGAAGUCGACAUUCACUAGCAGUUCACCAAAUAAAAGGGAGAUAUGUCAGCUUAUCCCAUCUUCUGGUGGAGACCAUAAAGGAUUCCAAGAUUUUGUGUCAUAUUUGAAGCAGAGGGAUUGUGCCGGAGUAAUAAAGAUUCCGGCCACCAAAUCCCUAUGGACAAGGCUUCUCUUCAUACUUCCAUAUUCACAGGAAUCGUGUUCUCUGUUCUCAAUUCCACCAGGUCCAUCAGAUAGCCUGAUUGCCUUGGUUCUUCCCAAAGAAACGAACUUCGAAUGGGUUUGAUUAUGGUUGCUCGCAAUCUUGUGCCAAAUGGGAAAUGAAGAGUAUAAUACGACACCACGCCUAUUGCUGUCAUCAUGUUUGUGCGCUAGAUGAGAGUAUGUUAAUAUUGUACGAAACAUACAAAUUUUGACUCUCUUUGUUAGGAAUUUCACUCAAGGUGGCAACUUUUUUCAAAAUAGAUGACCUUUCACUUCUUUUUUUUUUCUUUUUGUUAUUAUUAUACGUGGGUGGAAAUUCGAACUUACAAUUUUUGGUCAAGAAUAUAUGUUUUAAUCAA